GCGUUAUUAAGGGCGCACCAGUGAUCAGCUCAACACCGUGCUCACCAAAGAGGCCAACCGGGCCUCCCUGAAGUCAGUGUCCGAAAAAUAGGGAAACAAAGCGCUUUCCCGAAGGUUGCAUGCUAGGGAAACAGGAGAUCAGUUGUAUCAUGACUACGGAACCGUGAGGCGGGAAUUACAACCUUUUUGUUGAAGUAAAAAUAAGCAGUUAGUACAAAAAGAUAAUGAUUAUGGAAAUAAGAGAUGCAGUCAUUGAAGACGUUAGUAGUCCUGGAGAGAGUGUCACAAAGUAUAUGAUGUUGAAUUUGUCUUUGAAACUACAAGGCCAUUUUUAAAAAGCCAUUGAAUGUGAGGUCAUUCAUUCUCAUUGUGAUGACAUUCAGCUUGGCUGUUGGGUGUAGUACCGGAAAGAGCUGAACUUCGUUUCUGCCUCUGGCUCUCCCACUUAUUGGCUUUGGGACCUUGAGCAAGUUACCUAACAACUUUGCUUUCCUUGUCUGUAAAAAUGGAAUAAUGACCCUCCGAUAUGUUCCAGAGGAAUCCAAAGACAAAGUUACCUCAGAUGAAGAUGUCCUAGGAACAUUACUGAAAGUUUUCCAGGCUCUAUUCUUAAAUGAUUUCAAUAAACAAUCAGAAAUCUUGACUAUGCUUCCAGAAUCUGUUAAAUCAAAAUAUCAAGACCUACUGGCAGUUGAACAUCAAGGGGUGAAACUGCUUGAAAACAGACAUCAACAGCAAAGUACCUUUAAACCAGAAGAAAUUCUUUACAAGACUUUGGGUUUCAGUGUUGCCCAAGCAACUAGCUCAUUGAUUUCUGCUGGAAAAGGGGUCUUCGUUACUAAAGGACUGGUACCAAAAGGCGCAGUCGUAUCUAUGUAUCCUGGUACAGUAUAUCAGAAGUAUGAGCCGAUCUUUUUCCAGUCCAUUGGAAAUCCAUUUAUUUUUAGAUGCCUGGAUGGGGUACUCAUUGAUGGGAAUGACAAAGGGAUAUCAAAAGUUGUGUACAGAUCUUGCAACGGGAGGGAUCGACUCGGCCCUUUAAAAAUGAGUGAUAGUACAUGGCUAACAUCAGAAAUUCAUAACCCUCUGGCUGUGGGACAGUAUGUCAACAAUUGUUCCAAUGACAGAGCAGCUAACGUCUGUUAUCAGGAAUUUGAUGUGCCUGCAGUUUUCCCUAUAGAACUGAAGCAGUACCUUCCAAACAUUGCCUACAGCUAUGACAAACAUAGCCCACUUCGAUGUGUUGUUCUUGUCGCACUUAGGGACAUCAAUCAAGGAGAAGAGCUUUUUUCAAACUACUACACAAUUGUCAGCUAACUGUGAAUCAGAAAUUAUUAGGUUUUCUACUCAGCUAUUAAUUCUAAGUGUUUUUUGUUAAUCACUUCUCUGAGUUAUACCUGUAAAACAAAUAUUUUGAGACUUAAUUGGAAUAGGAAUUUCUUAUGUUUUUGUUGAUAUUAUAUUUAUGUUCCAAUUUCAUGAUAAAAGCUACUUGCUUCAUUACAAUUUCAAAUUUGUAAUGCAAUUCCAAUUUUAAUUGGUUUUCACCUAAAUACACAAUAGCUUAUUAAAUUAAAACCUACUCUUUGAACUUAUAAUUUCAAUUUUUCUUUUGUUUAUUUUGUAAGCUUUGUGGUGGUUUAUAAAAUUGUAGCCAGGCAUCAGCAGUUCUUGUAGUACUGCUGAUGUGUACAAACUUCUGUAAAAACUUUAUUUUUACAGAAUUGAGUAAAAAAUAUCUAUUGUGUUGCCAUGAGUAAAUUGGUGUGUCUAUGUAUAAUGUAAAGAUUGCUCUAGCUGGGUAAGGGGAAAAUGUGAGGUCAUUAUUACUAUUUUCUUUACUCUUUGAACAUUUUCACACCAAAGAAAAGGUGGAAAAAAAGUGCAAGAUAGUGUUAGUGGGAGGAACACUUAUUCCCCGUGUCUCAUGUCUUCAUGUGGAGGGCUUCCACUGGUAAUGUUCCUAGUCUCUCCCUCCACCCACUGGAGGGAGAGUGACUCCCUGAUUAUGUUUGGAGAAUAACUAGGCACCCAUGUCCUAUAUACCCUUCUAGUUCCUUCCCUGUGGACUCUGGCUGCCAAUAGAAAGAAUGUGUCCUGGCAGUUCUCUGCCUUGUGCAGAGAAUAGCCUGUAGCCAGCCCAGCCAGUGACAGAGUGAGUCCAGAGGUGUAAUAUAUUGGCAGGCCAACCUGGCUGCAGUCCUGAAGCUACCUUCCCCAGUUUUAUUAGCAAUAGUUACUUUGACCUCCAUCGACCUGACUCCAGCUCUCUCAGUUCCAAACUUGGAUAGGAAGGAGGGUGUUCUUUACUGGACCCCUAAAAAAUUCAUGGAACCUAUAUGACCAGAUUCUGAUCACCUUCACUUCCUUACCACCAGCUUUACUCACCUAGUUUAUUGCAAUUUCAGUAGCCUCUCAAUUGCCUUCCUUGUUUCCACUCCUGUCCCCCUUACAGAACAUAUCACCAAGUGUGAUUCUUUUAAAUGAAAGUCAGGUAUUGAAAUACCUCUGCUCAAAACCCUCUCCCUAUCAUGGAGUAAAUGCUGAAGUCCUUCACAUGCAUAAUCUGCUCAUGACCUCAAGAGCUCCUCUCCUUUCUCCCCUUGCUCACUCCACCCCAACUCACACCUGCCUCCUGGCCACUCCCCAAACCUGCCAGGCACAUUCCCACCCAAGGACUUUUGCACUUAGGUUCUCUCUGCCUGUAAACAUCUUCCCCCAGACAGCCACACAGCUUGUUCUCUCCCUUCCUGUCACCUCACUGAGGAGCGUUGCCUCAUCACCCCAUUGAAAUUUACAAUCCCUCACUGCUCCCACCCCUGACAUAUUCCUCUUUCUCUUUAGCACUUACCACCAGCAAGCUCAAAAAGCAUACCAUAGAUGGAAAUUAUGGCCAAAAUGACUUCUAGUAACACAGAUGUACUAGAGAUUAUCCUGCUUCCACAGGCUUUUCCGUCUCCUAAAGCCUGAAAAUACUCUGAGCUCUCACAUGGUGCAUUGUUGCAUUCUUGCUGUAUUCAGAAUAUGUGUGCUUGUCCCUGCUCUGAAGGCACUUCUGUGCAUGUGUCCACCACAGAGCCCUAUGUGCUAAGGUCCUUUCGUGGCUGAGAAGGAAGGGAUGUGGUUUUAGUCAAGUAACCAAAGCAGAGGAGUCAAGGUUUUUGCUUUCCUUUUAUCCCCUUCUUGGCCUUGUACAAACUUUGGAUAUUAUGGGCAAUCUGAUCACUGCAUCUUAAAAAUGGAACUACAUAAAGCUCUGGUCAGAGAAAAUGAAAUAUGGGGACAAACUUGUGAAAUAAGGCCAAGAUAGGAGCUUUAGCUUAAAAAGAUGUUUAGCAAAGAUAUGACUAGGGUCAAUCAAACUAUGAAUCGUAUGGAUAAGGAAGACUAGUUGACCAUAAAUGUAGUCUGUCAAGUAAUAUUUGACCAAAUUUCAGAUCUGUCUUCCUAAAGACAGACAGUUACCUAGAACAGCGUUUGAAACAUAAUAAAUGUUUCCUGAAUUAAACUAAAAGUAUAAUCCUUACUUUGGGACUUUUUUUUUUUUUUUGAGAUGGAUUCUCAAGUUUGUUGUCCAGGCUGGAGUGCAAUGGCGGGAUCUCAGCUCACUGCAACCACCACCCCCAGGGUUCAUGCAAUUCUCCUGCCUCAGCCUCCUGAGUAGCUGGGGUUACAGGCAUGCGCCACCUCGCUCAGCUAAUUUUUGUAUUUUUAGUAGAGACGGGGUUUCACUAUGUUGGUCAGGCUAGUCUUGAACUCCUGACCUCAUGAUCUGCCCGCCUCUGCCUCCCACAGUGCUGGGAUUACAGGGGGACUUUUAUUAUAGAUGGAAAUUAUAGAGGAUUUAAGGAAAAUAUUUAAUCUACCAACUUCACUAUCUAUCAUAUAUCUUAUUUACUGCAUCUAAAACCAAUUGGUAACAGUGGUAUAAUAUCUACCUAUUUGCUGUAGCUUAAGAGUCAUUAAAUAAAAUAUCUAUUUUUGGCAAAUAUUCACACAAGCCAAGAAAAAAAGAUUCCCAGAUUUUUAUUUCUGGAACUGUACACCAGGUAUUAAAGUACAACAAAUACAAAAUAAUGCUCAAAAAAAUCAGCGUUUAUGUACAAAUAUUAAAAUCAAUGCAAUAGCAACUUCCUCUUGAACAUCUGAUACUGAAACUUGUUCUGAUUGUCACUAAUUUAUCUCAUACUCACAGGGUACUUAUUUCAAACUGGGACAACUGGAAUCACUGGUCGUCUAAGAGGAAUAUUAAUAUCUACCAUAUUUAACAAUAAAACUAAUAGUUUCCUCCAUUUAGUGAAAAAAUUAGGAACUUUUUAAAAAACAUAGUAAUGUCAAUAUUUUAUAAAUUAUUUCAAUUUCCAUUUGUAGACAAUGUGCUUUGAAACUCUGGGCAAACAAUCUCCUUGGUGGUCAGGUUUAUUCGUUAGUUUACAUUCAAAGUUGAAAUAUUCACUAGAGACUUUGGUUAAAUUAAAUAGUAUCACUAUGCUCUAUUAGAUCUGAUGUUCUCAAAUAUUUAUGACCCUCAACAUUUUAAAAAUUAAAAAGGAAAUGAUUGCACAAUUCUUUGACCUAAUUGUACAAAUUUUAGUAUUUUUUAAACAGUAUUCUACAUCCUUCAAGUAAAUUCAGCAGCUGACCAUGACAAGAGGAAAACUAAACAUUUAAAAAGCUAGCAUGAAAAAGAUGAAGUACAACUAACAAAUGUAUUGCUAUAAUCACAGCACCAGUUACACUUCUAAAUGAAUCCACUGUCCUUUUCAAAUUCCCUGUACAUAAAAGAUAUAUCAGCCAACACUGCAACUGCUCACCAUGAAUUUUUGGUUUGUUCAUAAGAAAAUAAUGUGGCAAAGGAAAAAAAAACAAAAAGAAUUUAUCACAGUUUGUUAUAAGAAUUGUGCUUAACACUUGAUAAUAAAGGCAUUAUUGUUGCUUCAUAUGAUUGCAAAUCAGGUUGUUUUCUUGCUUCCAAAUGCAAUUCUUUUAAUAAACAGUAACAAAUUCUCUGUUAAGAUGUUUAAACUGAGAAAAAAAACCAGUAAAUCCAGCUUUUAAAAGAAAAUUCAAUAAAUAGCUAUUUUACAUGGAUAAAGUCAUAGUGGUACAAUUUAUGAAUGUCACAUCAAGCAUGCACAAAAAUGGUAUUAUACAUGGCAGAAGUAGUCAGAAAAUAUUGAAUUAGAUCUAAAAAGAUAUGAAGAAUUUACACUUAUAUACAAAAAUCUUGCAAAUUAUUGCCUCAUUUUAACAAGGAAUUAAAAGUAAACAUUACCAGCUAGUUAGCACUCUCUAAGAGGCUAAAAUCAGAUUGACAUUUAAAAAUCUAUUAAACUAGCUGGAAUUUAUUUUUCUCUCAUACCAUUUUCUGGAUUUUGGUCAAAAAUCUUUAUUUAAAUAACUAAAGUGUCCAUUCAACUUGCUGAUAAUCAAAACUUUAGAUAAGAAACACUGUUUCCAUCUUAUAUCAAGACCCCAGCAAUGCAUAGAUAAACUGAAUAUAUUACUGCAUCAGCUACUGAGAAUGGGCA
This is a messenger RNA of Pongo pygmaeus (Bornean orangutan), 5531 nucleotides long. It is a transcript of the gene SETD9, whose product is annotated as SET domain containing 9. NCBI's taxonomy places the organism in Eukaryota, Metazoa, Chordata, Mammalia, Primates, Hominidae. The transcript is spliced from 6 exons. The coding region runs from base 514 to 1317 and encodes 267 amino acids. Gene Ontology annotation, molecular function: protein binding. The record is from RefSeq and is a predicted model, not a curated record.